Molecule: messenger RNA, 306 nt
Organism: Capsella rubella
Lineage: Eukaryota; Viridiplantae; Streptophyta; Magnoliopsida; Brassicales; Brassicaceae
Exons: 3
Coding region: 1-306 (101 amino acids)
Source: RefSeq, a predicted model, not a curated record
AUGGGCUUGUGUGACCAUUUCUCUUCAUGUGGAGAGGUCACCUAUGUUGAUACUCUUAGCCAGCGACCCUCUGAAAGACAUGCUGCGGUUUGUAUUAUUGGACAAGGAUGUGUAGAGAAGGCGAAGGAACGAAGUGAACGUAACGCACAAGGAUGGAAUAUUGUAGUUGAUUUUGUUCCCUCCUUACGUGGCCCCGAGAAAAGAAAGCCUACCGGCUGUAAUCCAUUUACUGUACGUGCGAAGAUGGACAACGCUAAGAAGGCUAAGAUGGAGAAGAUGGAGAAGAAGAAGAACACUACGGAGUAG